CCAAGAGGUGAUAUGUUGAGCAGACGCCUCUAGGAGCGACUGAGAGAGCUGAGGCCAGGAGCUGUCACCAUGUCGGACAAAUUUGAGGUCACAAACCUGGACAUGAAAUCGGGGAUGACCCUGAAGAUUAAAGGCAAGAUCCACACGAACGCCGACCGCUUCACCAUUAACCUGGGCCAGGGCAAAGACAAGCUGAACCUGCAUUUUAACCCUCGCUUCAAUGAAUCCACCAUUGUUUGCAACGCUUAUGAUGGGAACAGCUGGGGACAAGAGCAACGAGAAAACCACCUGUGCUUCAGUCCCGGAGCAGAGGUCAAGUUCACUGUGGCCUUCCAGGAAAAAGAGUUCAAGGUGAUGCUCCCUGAUGGACACACGGUGACCUUCCCCAAUAGGCUGGGCCACAACCACCUGCGCUACCUAAGCACCGACCGGUUCCACGUCUCUUCCUUCAAGCUUGAGUGAACAUGUCCUCAGAAGUCGGCCUGAGCCCCAGAGCGGCUUCAGUCAGCCCUCCUGCAAGCCCCACCGGAACCACAGCCUCUAUUUAGGUCUUGCCAGUCCCCAAGGGUUCCUUGCAGCUUCUG
Acomys russatus (golden spiny mouse) is the source of this 584-nucleotide messenger RNA. RefSeq names its product galectin 2 (gene Lgals2). Gene Ontology annotation, molecular function: carbohydrate binding. Bases 70 to 462 code for a protein of 130 amino acids. The record is from RefSeq and is a predicted model, not a curated record. NCBI's taxonomy places the organism in Eukaryota, Metazoa, Chordata, Mammalia, Rodentia, Muridae. The transcript has 4 exons.